UUGAGGAUCAAUCACAGUCUCAGACUUGAGCCGCUGCGGUGCUAACGUGCUAACAGGCUAACAGGCUAAAAGAUUCAACCGUGAAAACGCGAAGAAGAAACAACGGAAACGGAAGAAAAAGUUCGUGAGUGAGUGAAGAGCAGCCGCACUGCCUGAUGGGAAGCAGAGCAGACAUCUCUUCACUUCUCAAACAGUUCGGCUGCAGCUGCUAAAUGUUAGCGGCUAACGUGUUAGCAGUGAGGAAAGUUUGAGGAAGUGCGACCUGUUCAGGAUGAGUGACCCCGAGCUGCAGGGGGCGGCAGAGUUCAUCAGAGAGCGUCUGUACUUUGCCACAUUACGCAGUAAACCCAAGAGCACGACCAACACACACUACUUCUGCACAGACGAAGAGUUUGUCUACGAGAAUUUCUAUGCAGACUUCGGUCCUCUCAACUUGUCCAUGUUGUUCAGAUACUGCUGCAAACUCAACAAGAAGCUGAAGUCCUUCACUCUGACCAGGAAACGUAUCGUUCACUACACCAGCUUCAACCAGAGGAAGAGAUCCAAUGCUGCUGUUCUGAUUGGAGGAUAUGCUGUGAUUUACCUGAAGAAAACUCCAGAAGAAGCGUACCGAGCUCUGAUCUCUGGAUCUAACGCCUCAUACCUGCCCUUCAGGGAUGCAUCUUUUGGAAACUGCAGCUACAGUCUCACUCUGCUCGACUGUCUUCAGGGCAUCAGGAAGGCUCUGCAGCACGGCUUCUUUGACUUCGAGGCCUUUGAUGUGGACGAGUAUGAACAUUACGAGCGGGUGGAAAACGGCGACCUGAACUGGAUCGUCCCUGGGAAGUUUGUGGCGUUCAGCGGACCUCACCCGAAAACUAAAGUGGAGAACGGUUACCCUCUCCAUGCCCCCGAGGCGUACUUCCCCUACUUCAGAAAACACAACGUCACCACCAUCAUCCGUCUCAACAAGAAGAUCUACGAUUCCAAACGUUUCACCGACGCCGGGUUCGACCACUAUGACCUCUUCUUCAUAGACGGCAGCACGCCGAGCGACACCAUCACACGCCGCUUCCUUCACAUCUGUGAGAGCACAGACGGAGCCGUGGCCGUCCACUGCAAAG
This is a messenger RNA of Paralichthys olivaceus (Japanese flounder), 1103 nucleotides long. NCBI's taxonomy places the organism in Eukaryota, Metazoa, Chordata, Actinopteri, Pleuronectiformes, Paralichthyidae. The record is from RefSeq and is a predicted model, not a curated record.